Quercus robur (English oak) is the source of this 2548-nucleotide messenger RNA. Its product is annotated as beta-galactosidase-like. The transcript has 18 exons. Gene Ontology annotation, cellular component: cell wall; vacuole. Bases 134 to 2335 code for a protein of 733 amino acids. Gene Ontology annotation, molecular function: beta-galactosidase activity. The record is from RefSeq and is a predicted model, not a curated record. Gene Ontology annotation, biological process: carbohydrate metabolic process. Lineage: Eukaryota; Viridiplantae; Streptophyta; Magnoliopsida; Fagales; Fagaceae.
CUCUCCAUUUCCAAUACACAAAUAUUAAUACGUACACAAAUAGAACAAGACAAUUAUUUUCCUAGCUAUAUAUAUCUCUGCUUUUGUUGUGGUUUCUAUACCAAUAUAAACAAAAACUUAAGGCUGUCAGAGGAUGAUGAUGGAUUCAAAAGUUAUGGCGUCACAAGCAUUGAGAACCAACGUGCUUUUUCUACUAAUAAUUUUCUCAUAUGUUUUGGCCGUAAAAGCCACAGUCUCUUACGAUAACAAAGCUAUCCUCAUCGAUGGAAAAAGAAGAAUUCUCAUUUCAGGCUCUAUUCACUACCCAAGAAGCACUCCUGAGAUGUGGCCUGGUCUAAUUCAGAAAGCUAAAGAUGGAGGCUUGGAUGUUAUCCAGACCUAUGUUUUCUGGAAUGGACAUGAGCCUUCUCGUGGACAAUACAAUUUCCAGGGAAGGUAUGAUCUAGUUGGCUUCAUAAAACAAGUCCAGAGUGCAGGCCUUUAUGUGCAUCUUCGCAUUGGUCCUUACGUAUGUGCUGAAUGGAAUUUGGGGGGCUUUCCUACUUGGUUGAAGUACAUUCCUGGAAUUUCAUUUAGAACCGACAAUGCCCCAUUCAAGGCGGAAAUGCAAAGGUUCACAAAGAAGAUUGUCAAUAUGAUGAAGGCAGAAAAAUUGUUUGAACCUCAAGGCGGCCCCAUAAUUCUAAGCCAGAUAGAGAAUGAGUAUGAACUAGUGGAAUAUCAAAUUGGUCGUCCUGGAGUAGAUUAUACGAAUUGGGCAGCAGGAAUGGCUGUGGGUUUAGGCACUGGAGUCCCUUGGGUCAUGUGCAAGCAAGCGGAUGCACCUGAUCCAAUCAUAAACGCCUGCAAUGGUUUCUAUUGUGAAAAUUUCUUGCCAAAUAAAAACUACAAACCCAAAAUGUGGACAGAAGUUUGGACUGGUUGGUUUUCAAGCUUUGGUGAUCCAGUUCCAUAUAGACCGGUAGAAGACUUGGCAUAUGCAGUGACAAGGUUCAUACAAAAUAAUGGUUCAUUUUUUAAUUAUUAUAUGUAUCAUGGAGGAACAAACUUCGGCAGGACUUCUGGGGGUCCUUUUAUUGCAACUAGUUAUGAUUAUGAUGCUCCAAUUGAUGAAUAUGGUCUACCUAGGGAACCAAAAUUUACACAUUUGAGAAAUUUGCAUAGAGCCAUCAAGCUAGCUGAACCAGCUCUAGUCUCCAACAAUCCCAUUGUGGCAUCACUAGGGAAGAAUCAAGAGGCUCAUGUUUUCAAGUCAAAAUCUGGGGUUUGCGCUGCAUUCCUAUCAAACUAUGACCCAACAUAUUCGGUAAAAGUGAGGUUUGGAAAUGGUCAAUAUGAUCUGCCACCCUGGUCUGUCAGCAUUCUUCCUGACUGCAGAACUGAAAGUUUUAACACUGCAAAGGUUAAUAUCAAUGGCUUGCAUUUGAAAAUGGUGGCUUCGGGUGGUGCAUUCAGGUGGCAGUCAUACACGGAGAGAAUUGCCACUGCUAAUGAUAAGAAUGCAUUCACAGCAAAUGGGUUAAAGGAGCAAAUAAGUGUCACCUGGGACACCACAGACUAUUUGUGGUACAUGACAGAUGUCACCAUAGGAGCCAAUGAAGGAUUUCUAAAGACAGGAAACCUUCCUGUCCUCACUGUUAAAUCAGCAGGCCAUGCUUUGCAAGUUUUUGUCAAUGGUCAAUCAAUUGGAACUGCAUAUGGGAGUAAUGCAGAUCCAAGACUAACAUUUAGUAGCAAGGUGAACCUGAAAGCCGGUAUCAACAAGAUUGCUUUGUUAAGUGCAGGUGUUGGUCUCGCGAAUAUUGGCCUGCAUUUUGAUCAAUGGAAUGUCGGGGUUCUUGGCCCAGUCACCUUGGGCGGUCUCAAUACAGGAACAUGGGACAUGUCUAAAUGGAAGUGGUCCUACAAGAAAGGUCUAGCAGGUGAAACUUUAAAUCUUUAUUCAUUCCAAGGAAGCUCCUCUGUCAAGUGGGCGGGCGGAUCUUCAUUGACCAUCAAAUACCCUCUGACUUGGUAUAAGACUACUUUUGAUGCACCAGGAGGAACUGAGCCAUUGGCUCUAGAUAUGAGUAGCAUGGGAAAAGGUGAGAUAUGGAUAAAUGGCCAAAGCAUUGGGCGCCACUUUGCUGCAAGUAAAGCAUCUGGUUCCUGUGGCACAUGCAGUUACACAGGCAUAUUUAAGGAAAACAAAUGCCUAAGUGGUUGUGGAAUGCCGACCCAAAAAUGGUACCAUGUUCCGCAUUCAUGGCUGAACCCUAGUGGGAACCUACUGGUUGUGUUUGAAGAAUGGGGUGGUGACCCAAGGGGGAUUUUUUUGGUCAAAAGAACAAAAUAAACAAAGUGUUGUGGAAAGACCAUUGUCUGGGUGCUGUAAAGAAGAAGAGAUGAUUUUCUUUUUCUUUUUCACAUACAUACCACAUGUAUAGAUGCACAUAAAGACUGUACUCAGAAAAUUCUAAGUGCAAGCUUUCUGAUGCAGCAGAAUAAAUGGAUAACACAAUGUAAAUUAUAUGGUGCGAAAUUAUAUUCCUAUAGCAACCUUGAACCA